Gryllus bimaculatus (two-spotted cricket) is the source of this 1344-nucleotide messenger RNA. The record is from the annotation of a GenBank genome assembly. NCBI's taxonomy places the organism in Eukaryota, Metazoa, Arthropoda, Insecta, Orthoptera, Gryllidae.
AUGCGUGAAAUAGUUCACCUUCAAGCCGGUCAAUGCGGCAACCAGAUAGGAGCGAAGUUUUGGGAAGUGAUUUCCGACGAACAUGGAAUCGAUCCAACGGGUUCCUAUAAUGGAGAUUCAGAUUUGCAACUGGAAAGGAUUAACGUUUACUACAAUGAAGCGACAGGAGGCAAGUAUGUACCACGUGCCGUUCUGGUGGAUUUAGAACCUGGCACAAUGGAUUCUGUCAGAUCGGGGCCAUUCGGACAGAUAUUUCGCCCCGAUAACUUUGUGUUCGGGCAAAGUGGAGCUGGCAAUAAUUGGGCCAAAGGUCACUACACGGAAGGGGCAGAGCUGGUCGAUUCCGUCCUGGAUGUUGUGAGAAAGGAAGCUGAAGGAUGCGAUUGUCUUCAGGGCUUCCAACUCACUCAUUCGUUGGGUGGUGGGACUGGCUCAGGCAUGGGAACGCUCAUGAUAUCCAAAAUUCGGGAAGAAUAUCCAGACAGAAUCAUGACUACUUUUAGUAUCGUGCCGUCUCCAAAGGUUUCAGAUACAGUAGUGGAGCCUUAUAACGCUACUUUGUCAGUUCAUCAGCUUGUAGAAAACACUGAUGAAACGUACUGCAUUGACAACGAAGCUCUGUACGACAUCUGCUUCAGAACGUUGAAGUUAACAACUCCAACGUACGGCGAUCUCAACCAUUUAGUGUCUGCUACCAUGUCGGGAGUGACAACGUGUUUCAGAUUUCCCGGCCAACUGAACGCCGAUCUCCGCAAGCUGGCCGUCAACAUGGUACCUUUUCCUCGUCUACACUUUUUUGUGCCAGGCUUCGCUCCUCUGACCUCUCGCGGCAGCCAACAGUAUCGAGCGCUGUCGGUGCCCGAGUUGACGCAGCAGAUGUUCGACGCCAAGAACAUGAUGGCUGCGUGCGACCCCCGCCACGGCCGCUACUUGACCGUGGCGGCGGUGUUCAGGGGCCGGAUGUCCAUGAAGGAAGUGGACGAGCAGAUGCUGAACGUGCAGAACAAGAACAGCAGCUACUUCGUGGAGUGGAUCCCCAGCAACGUGAAGACGGCGGUGUGCGAUAUCCCCCCGCGGGGGCUGAAGAUGUCUUCCACCUUCAUCGGUAACACCACCGCCAUCCAGGAGCUGUUCAAGCGCGUGUCGGAGCAGUUCACGGCCAUGUUCCGCCGCAAGGCGUUCCUGCACUGGUACACGGGCGAGGGCAUGGACGAGAUGGAGUUCACAGAGGCCGAGUCCAACAUGAACGACCUCGUGUCCGAGUACCAGCAGUACCAGGACGCGACGGCGGAGGAGGAGGGCGAAUUCGACGAAGAUGAGGAGAAUGAAGAGGAAGGAGAAUAA